Fulvia fulva is the source of this 1086-nucleotide messenger RNA. RefSeq names its product Homoisocitrate dehydrogenase. NCBI's taxonomy places the organism in Eukaryota, Fungi, Ascomycota, Dothideomycetes, Mycosphaerellales, Mycosphaerellaceae. Gene Ontology annotation, cellular component: mitochondrion. The record is from RefSeq and is a predicted model, not a curated record. The transcript is spliced from 2 exons. Gene Ontology annotation, biological process: tricarboxylic acid cycle; isocitrate metabolic process. Gene Ontology annotation, molecular function: isocitrate dehydrogenase (NAD+) activity; magnesium ion binding; NAD binding. Bases 1 to 1086 code for a protein of 361 amino acids.
AUGGCCUCCAAAACAUUGAGAAUCGGCCUGAUCGCAGGCGAUGGCAUUGGUCGCGAGGUCAUUCCAGCUGGACGUCGCCUGCUUGAGGCAUUACCGAGCUCGCUUGGCCUCAAGUUCUCCUUCGUAGACCUCGAUGCUGGCUUCGAGACAUUCCAGAAGACUGGCGUAGCGUUGCCUGAUAAGACGGUCGAGACGCUGAAGAAGGAGUGCGAUGGUGCUCUCUUUGGUGCUGUAAGCUCGCCGACAACACCUACCAAAGGCUACAGCAGCCCCAUCGUUGCCCUCCGCAAGAAGCUCGACCUGUACGCCAACGUCCGACCUGUCAAGUCUGUCGUGCCCACACCAGCCUUCCCAGACCCCAUCGACAUUGUCAUUGUCCGUGAGAACACUCAAGAUCUCUACGUCAAAGAGGAGAAGACAUACGAGGGACCCAAUGGCAAUAUCAUUGCGGAAGCAAUCAAGCGUAUCGACAAGCAUGCCUCAUCACGGAUAGCAACAAUGGCUGGCGAGAUCGCCAUCCGGAGGCAGCGUGUUCGUGAGUCAACGGGAGAGAACAACAGGAAGUCGAUGGUCACAAUCACACACAAGAGCAACGUCAUGUCGCAAACGGAUGGACUGUUCCGUCAGUCAGCACGUACUGCGUUGGAGGAGGUCAAGUUCAAGAACGCGGGCGUCAUCAUUGAUGAGCAGAUUGUCGACUCAAUGGCAUACAAGCUUGUCCGGGAGCCAGGCACGUACGAUGUCGUGGUCGCACCAAACCUCUACGGAGACAUCCUUUCGGAUCUGGCGGCGGCGUUGGUAGGAUCUCUCGGACUCGUGCCUUCAGCAAACGUCGGUGACGGCUUUGCGAUUGGUGAGCCCUGCCAUGGCUCUGCUCCAGACAUCCAGGGCAAGGGCAUUGCCAACCCCAUCGCGACGUUGAGAAGUGUUGCACUCAUGCUUGAGUUCAUGAACCAGGAGGAAGCUGCUGCCAGGAUCUAUCAGGCAGUAGACGGUAACUUGGCAGAUGGCAAGCUGUUGAGCCCUGAUAUGGGCGGUAGCGCAAACACUGAGGAGGUGCUCAACGAUGUGAUCAGGCGCUUGUAA